Molecule: messenger RNA, 458 nt
Organism: Neurospora tetraspora
Lineage: Eukaryota; Fungi; Ascomycota; Sordariomycetes; Sordariales; Sordariaceae
Exons: 1
Coding region: 100-414 (104 amino acids)
Source: RefSeq, a predicted model, not a curated record
UUUUUUUUUUCUCUCAUUCCUUUUUUCGCAUUAAUGCUAUUUCGCCUUUUGCCAUGAUCUUCAUGUUUGUAUUCCUUUUUGGUUCUUCUUGUUUCUGUGAUGUUUUUUUUUGUUGGGUUUGUUGGGUGUAGUGAAGUUAGAAGUCUCAGGGGAGGACAUCUGCCAUUCUCACUUCCUUGUGACAACAACACCAACAAAGACGAGACCAAAAAUCUGUUUCAUGGUUUCUGGCAGCAACCAUUUUUGAAGAUUUCUCCAGUUUCAAACGUCCGCAACCUCAAAACAACAACUGUAACCAACACCCUACCAUUGCCCCUUCUCGGCAUGUCUUGGCUGGGUGAGAUUCCGAAACAGGAAACCCCUUCGCUUCAACCCUGGAAAAGUUCAAAGUUGCAUCGCGACAGCGCGUGGUAGGCAGGGUUGGCUAUGGCCGAGACUGACAGAGAUCUCUGGGCGUU